AUGGUGACUCAGUCGCAAAUCGAUUCAGCAGAAUCGCUAAAGGACGCUGGCAAUGACGCUGUGAAACGCGGCGAUUGGGCAGAAGCCGGUGAUUACUAUACAGAGGCUUUACAACUGACAAGCGAGGAAGACAAAGCUUUGAGGUCUGCGCUUUAUCGAAAUCGGGCUCUGACGCGACUAAAACGAGAUGAUUUCGAAGGGACAGAAAGCGAUGCUACUAAAGCUUUGGAAUAUGACGGUGCAGAUGUGAAAGCCCUAUAUCGACGAGCGCUUGCUCGAGAACAUCUUGACAAUGUUGCUGCAGCCUUUAAAGAUGCAAAAGAAGCGCUCAGACUUAGUCCUAAAGACAAGUCAAUUGCUGACUUACUGCAAAGGCUUGUUGUGGCCAAUAAUGAAAAAGUAAAGAAGGCAACCAGCAUGGACAAUAAAGUCAAAGAUAUGACCGGUUUGGCGUUUGAAGGUGGAGCUAAAGAUUUGGAGCAGAAAAAACAGGUAAUAUAUCUAAGAUCUCAUUUUAUUCUACAUCUUUGUACCCGCUCUUACUAA
Molecule: messenger RNA, 546 nt
Organism: Cylicostephanus goldi
Lineage: Eukaryota; Metazoa; Nematoda; Chromadorea; Rhabditida; Strongylidae
Source: the annotation of a GenBank genome assembly